AUGCAAGCGGAGAAGAGAGCGGGUCCGCCGUCGCCUGAGAGCGAGUCUCAAGAGAGUAAAAAGAUUAAGGUCGAGGAAGAAAAGAAGGUGCUGGGAGUCACUGAAGACCAGGUCGGAAUCACCGAGUUCAUCAGUUCGGAUAUUGCUGGUUUUAGGGGGAUUUUGAAACAGAGAUAUACCGAUUUCCUUGUCAAUGAGAUCGAUCUUUCUGGAAAUGUGGUUCAUUUGACCGAUGUCGGUUUGGUAGAUAAAAAGGAGGCCAGACGCCAGAGGAGAGCUGACACCGCUGGUGACAAUGCUGAUGGUGCUGCUGCUGUUGGAACCGAUUCUACUGGUUCGGAUGAGAAGAAGACUGGCGAGACUGCUAUUGCAACAACUGGUGGUGAGAUCAAAACUGAAGUUGUUGCUGAUGCUGCUACUCCUGCCUCUGCUGGAUUAAAUGAAAAGGCCAAAAAAUUGCCCGAGAUAACUGAUGAACAGAGAGAGAGACUUGUUUCGCUUUUGGGUCAAGAAUUCGUUGACAAAAUCUUCACUCUUUUCAAUACAGGGUUAAAGAUUAUCAGUGAAAAGACAAUUGAUGAUAAGGAGGAGAGAACCUCGGUUCAUCAGUUACUCCGUGAAGCAUUCAAUUCCAGACUCGAAUCUCGAACAACUCCAGAAAACCAAUUCAUUAUUACUCUUGCAAAUAAUAAUACCCGAACUCCUAGGUCCAAGCUGGACAAAUCGUCCAUGGGAUCACACAGUGCGUACCUUCAUUUUGUGAUAUACAAGGAGAAUAAAGAGACAAUGGAGGUAGCCAAUCUGAUAUCCAAAUUCCUGCGAAUCCCUCCUAAGAGCAUCACAUAUGCUGGUACCAAAGAUAGACGAGGAGUUACCGUACAGAGAGCAUGUGUAUCCAAGAUCAGUGUUGAGCGUGUUAACGGUCUUAACAAGGCUCUGAGGGGCAUCAAGCUCGGUUCUUUUAAGUAUGAAUCUGGACACUUGAGACUGGGUGAUUUGAAAGGUAAUGAGUUUUAUAUCACCCUCCGUGAGGUUGAAGCUCUUGGUACUGAGAGUAUUGAAGAUAUCGUCACAAAGUCGCUGACGUCGUUACGGGAUAAUGGAUUUAUCAACUAUUUUGGAAUGCAAAGGUUUGGAACUUUUUCCAUUUCUACCCACACUGUUGGUAAAUAUGUUCUCAAUGCUGAUUGGAAGAAAGUAGUUGACCUGAUAUUGUCUCCACAGGAUCUGGUGUUACCCGAAAGUGUAGAAGCCAGAAAGGUAUGGCAAGAAACUGGAGAUGCCAAGAAGGCAUUGCCCUUGAUGCCUAAAAGAUGUGUAGCUGAGCAUGCUGUAUUGCGAUCGCUAGCCAAGGAUCCCAAAUCCUAUAUCAACGCAGUCUCUCAAAUCCCCCGCAACCUUCGUGUUAUGUACGCUCAUGCUUACCAGAGUUACAUAUGGAACCUCGUCGCCAGUGAGCGACUGAAAAGAUAUGGCCUGAAAAUUGUGCCUGGCGAUUUAGUUGUCGACGACUCAAACAAUAACGGCAACGACAAGAAAGAUUCUAGCCAGGAUGUUGAUGAAGUAUCAGAGACUGAAGAAUACGUUCGUGCUCGUGUUGUCACCGAAGAAGAAAUCGCUUCUGGAACCAAAACUAUUUACGAUGUGGUGCUUCCCACUCCUGGUUUCGACGUCGAGUACCCAGGCAACGAUCUGAGAGAUGUAUACCGAACUGUCAUGGAAAGCGAUGGAAUCGAUUUCCUCAACAUGCGACGGAACAUCAAAGAGUUCUCGCUCGCCGGCAAUUAUAGACAGGUGGUAAUCCGACCCGGUAACGUCGAAUGGUGGUGUAAAAAGUACGAGGCCAGCACCGAUCAGUUUGUCAAAACUGAUUUGGAGCUCCUCAACGAAAGUCUCGGAGAAGAUGCUCGUGUCAGCAGCGAGCCCGGAACCGGAUCAAAGACAGCACUCGUCAUCAAACUCCAACUCGGCCCGUCGCAAUACGCUACAAUGGCUCUCAGAGAAGUCAUGAAAAUCGACACCAGUCGUCGUGGAGACGGACUGGACGUCAAAAACGAGACGAAUCCCACCGCCAACAAAUAA
Molecule: messenger RNA, 2082 nt
Organism: Sugiyamaella lignohabitans
Lineage: Eukaryota; Fungi; Ascomycota; Dipodascomycetes; Dipodascales; Trichomonascaceae
Gene: PUS7
Product: pseudouridine synthase PUS7
Exons: 1
Coding region: 1-2082 (693 amino acids)
Biological process (GO): pseudouridine synthesis
Cellular component (GO): nucleus
Molecular function (GO): RNA binding; pseudouridine synthase activity
Source: RefSeq, a predicted model, not a curated record